CAAUUUCAGUGCUGGUCUUUUUGUUGUUUUUUGUAAUCUCUUGGGCACCAUGUUGAAUUAUUUUAUUUGUUUAUAGGCUGAGAAAGAAGAGAGGCAGAUUUAUUAGGUAAAUACUGUGUUCUCAUCUAGCAAAAACUCAACAUUGCCAUGUACGGAGAAGUAAUUUCCUUGCUAUUUAAAUAGUUUCAAGCAUGGAAAAUGUUGAGAAGCUUCCCAAUUUAUGUAAAAAGUUAAAAAAUAAAUGAUAGCAAACUCUGACAAAUAGAGAACAUCUCCCACCCCCUCCAACUAUAAACCAGUCACACCUAAGAAUGUAGGGAAAAAGUCCUAAAUAAACAAACAAAAGUAAAAAAGAAAAUGUUAUAAGAAUAAUGAAACUAGGCACAGUGGCUCAUGCCUGUAAUUGCAGCACUUUGGGAGGCCAAGGCUGGAGGAUCACUUGAGGCCAGGAGCUACAGACCAGUCUGGACUUCAUACUGAGACCCCUGUCUCUGCCAGAAAAAAAAAAUCACAACCAUUAUUUGACAUUCUAGAAUUGCUUACCUACAUAAUUAGUCAAGAAAGGAAAUAAAUGUAAGUAUUGGAAAAAGUGGGGUUGAAACUAUACUUCUUUUCAAAUUAUAUGAUUAGCUCUCUGGAAAACCCAAGAGAAUCAACUGAAAGUCCAACUAAAACGAAGUAAGGUUUAUUUCAGAAAUAUAAGAAUUGUUUAAUGUUGGAAAAUACAUUAGUAUGACUGAUCAAAUCAAUAGGUCAAAGGAUUAAAAACUUAAUGAUUAUCUUGAAAGAUGCUGGCAAUACAUAUGAUAAUUUUCAUUUUUUUUCUUUUUCUUUCUUUUUUUUUUUUUGAGACAGGUUGGAGUGUAGUGAUGUGAUCGUAGCUUACUGCAGCCUCAACCUCCUGGGCUCAAGUGAUCCUCCCAUCUCAGCCUCCUGAGUAGCUGAGUCUACAGGUGUGGACCACCACACCCAACUAAUUUUUUUUUUUUUUUUGGUAGAAAUAAUGUCUCCCUUUGUUGCCCAGGCUAAUCUUGAACUCUUAGCCUCAACAGAUCUUCCCACUUUGGCUUCGCAGAGCAUUGGGAUUACAGGUAUGAGCCACUGACCUUGACUGCAUUUGGCAAUUAUCAAUAUCUAUUCCAGAUAAAAAUACUUAAUAACCUGAUGGAGAAAUAUUGACCAGAACCCCUUUAAAGAUGGUCAGUAUCACAACUACUAUUUGACAUUCUAGAAUUGCUCACCUACCUAAUUAGUCAAGAAAGGAAAUAAAUGUAAGUAUUGGAAAAAGAGGGGUUUAAACUGUACUUCUUUUCAAAUUAUAUGAUUAGCUCUCUGGAAAACCCAAGAGAAUCAACUGAAAGUCCAUCAGAACUAGAAAGUAAGUUUAAUAAACUGGAUAGUUAUAAAUACACAUAUGAAAAUCAAAUAGCUUUCCAACAUACGGUUAAUAACUACUUAGAAAAUAUUAUAAAAAGAUCCCAUUCACUAGUAAUAAAAUGACAAAAUAUCUGGAAAUAAGCUUAUUAAGAAAACUGUAGCUUUUUUCGCAACGGGUUUGCCGCCAGAACACAGGUGUCGUGAAAACUAUCCCUAAAAGCCAAAAUGGGAAAGGAAAAGACUCAUAUCAACAUUGUCGUCACUGGACACGUAGAUUCGGGCAAGUCCACCACUACUGGCCAUCUGAUCUAUAAAUGUGGUGGCAUCGACAAAAGAACCAUUGAAAAAUUUGAGAAGGAGGCUGCUGAGAUGGGAAAGGGCUCCUUCAAGUAUGCCUGGGUCUUGGAUAAACUGAAAGCUGAGCGUGAACGUGGUAUCACCAUUGAUAUCUCCUUGUGGAAAUUUGAGACCAGCAAGUACUAUGUGACUAUCAUUGAUGCCCCAGGACACAGAGACUUCAUCAAAAACAUGAUUACAGGGACAUCUCAGGCUGACUGUGCUGUCCUGAUUGUUGCUGCUGGUGUUGGUAAAUUUGAAGCUGGUAUCUCCAAGAAUGGGCAGACCCGAGAGCAUGCCCUUCUGGCUUACACACUGGGUGUGAAACAACUAAUUGUUGGUGUUAACAAAAUGGAUUCCACUGAGCCACCCUACAGCCAGAAGAGAUAUGAGGAAAUUGUUAAGGAAGUCAGCACUUACAUUAAGAAAAUUGGCUACAACCCCGACACAGUAGCAUUUGUGCCAAUUUCUGGUUGGAAUGGUGACAACAUGCUGGAGCCAAGUGCUAACAUGCCUUGGUUCAAGGGAUGGAAAGUCACCCGUAAGGAUGGCAAUGCCAGUGGAACCACGCUGCUUGAGGCUCUGGACUGCAUCCUACCACCAACUCGUCCAACUGACAAGCCCUUGCGCCUGCCUCUCCAGGAUGUCUACAAAAUUGGUGGAAUUGGUACUGUUCCUGUUGGCCGAGUGGAGACUGGUGUUCUCAAACCCGGUAUGGUGGUCACCUUUGCUCCAGUCAACGUUACAACAGAAGUAAAAUCUGUCAAAAUGCACCAUGAAGCUUUGAGUGAAGCUCUUCCUGGGGACAAUGUGGGCUUCAAUGUCAAGAAUGUGUCUGUCAAGGAUGUUCGUCGUGGCAACGUUGCUGGUGACAGCAAAAAUGACCCACCAAUGGAAGCAGCUGGCUUCACUGCUCAGGUGAUUAUCCUGAACCAUCCAGGCCAAAUUAGCGCUGGCUAUGCCCCUGUAUUGGAUUGCCACACGGCUCACAUUGCAUGCAAGUUUGCUGAGCUGAAGGAAAAGAUUGAUCGCCGUUCUGGUAAAAAGCUGGAAGAUGGCCCUAAAUUCUUGAAGUCUGGUGAUGCUGCCAUUGUUGAUAUGGUUCCUGGCAAGCCCAUGUGUGUUGAGAGCUUCUCAGACUAUCCACCUUUGGGUCGCUUUGCUGUUCGUGAUAUGAGACAGACAGUUGCGGUGGGUGUCAUCAAAACAGUGGACAAGAAGGCUGCUGGAGCUGGCAAGGUCACCAAGUCUGCCCAGAAAGCUCAGAAGGCUAAAUGAAUAUUAUCCCUAAUACCUGCCACCCCACUCUUAAUCAGUGGUGGAAGAACGGUCUCAGAACUGUUUGUUUCAAUUGGCCAUUUAAGUUUAGUAGUAAAAGACUGGUUAAUGAUAACAAUGCAUCGUAAAACCUUCAGAAGGAAAGGAGAAUGUUUUGUGGACCACUUUGGUUUUCUUUUUUGCGUGUGGCAGUUUUAAGUUAUUAGUUUUUAAAAUCAGUACUUUUUAAUGGAAACAACUUGACCAAAAAUUUGUCACAGAAUUUUGAGACCCAUUAAAAAAGUUUAAUGAGAAAAAAAAAAAGAAAA
This is a messenger RNA of Pongo pygmaeus (Bornean orangutan), 3299 nucleotides long. RefSeq names its product elongation factor 1-alpha 1-like. Lineage: Eukaryota; Metazoa; Chordata; Mammalia; Primates; Hominidae. Gene Ontology annotation, biological process: translational elongation. The record is from RefSeq and is a predicted model, not a curated record. Bases 1603 to 2991 code for a protein of 462 amino acids. Gene Ontology annotation, molecular function: GTP binding; translation elongation factor activity; GTPase activity. The transcript has a single exon.